GUCAUUUGGUGUCAUCUAAUCUCGUCUGCUAUAUUCUUUCCGUCCUUUUUUUUUCUCUUAGACUUGAAUUAUUUAGUUGUAAAAUGUUUCACCUUACACAUUUUGAGUCAGUUUGUACGUGCCAUGUAUUAAUUGUUUUCUCUUCAAAUGGUAUAUCAUCUGACAUUUCAAAAUAUUAGUCAAAGACGUAUCUAAGAAACGUAACCUACCGCCUGUGAUAUUAUAUUAAAAUUUUGAAAAUGAGGGUGAUAACAGUAUUACGCGACAAAAUUAGACAAUGCAACUUGGAUCCCUCAUACUUUACUAAAAGGGGUCAACUUUUGAGGAAAGCAUUUGGGAAACACCUCCUCUUGACAAACACACUCUCAUCGGGUUUCCUAAUGGGCCUUGGGGAUUACUGCCAACAAAGAAUUGAAAUUUUCCAAGGCAAGUCUUCAGAUAAUGCUGUGGACAAGAGAAGAACAAUUAACAUGUCAACUGUCGGUUUGGCUCAUGGCAUUUACCACCAUUUCUUUUAUGGGUGGAUGGACAAAAGAUUUCCUGGGCGAGCUGUACGCCAGGUAAUGUUCAAAGUUCUUUUGGAUCAGCUGAUGGCGUCCCCUGCCUGCAUGUAUAUAUUUUUCAUUGGAAUGGGACUGUUAGAGCGGCGAGGCUAUGAAUCUGGAUGGCAAGAAAUGAAAAAGAAGUUUCUCUUCUGUUACACCGUGGACUGGAUUGUGUGGCCCCCAAAUCAGUUCAUCAAUUUUUACUAUGUGCCGGCAAAGUACAGAGUUAUAUAUAUAAAUUCUCUGACCAUGCUCUAUGAUGUAUUUUUAUCUUAUGUGAAGUUUUAUGAUCAACUGGAUAAAGACAAAUCUGUUUGAAUGGUGCUUUCAGCCAGAGUACAGUACCAAAGACAGCGAGCUUGCCAUAAGUUUUAGUUACUUGACUGGAUGCUGCUUUCAAGGAAAAGAAAAAGAACCUGUUCUUCCAUCUUCAAAAUAAAAAAAAAACUUGAAAAAAAGGCAUCUGUUUCUAGAGAUAGAACUUGUUUUGUUUGAAUUAUUGUGUUAAUAAUAUAUGGCCAUUAAAUCAGUGAGCAAUACAAAGUUGUCAUUGUCUCCGAUCAAUUUAUAGCAAUGUCUCAUAAUUGACAAAUAUAUUUUAACAACUAUGUAUUGGGCAUUGCCAUGAAACAUGA
Frankliniella occidentalis (western flower thrips) is the source of this 1180-nucleotide messenger RNA. Its product is annotated as mpv17-like protein 2. The record is from RefSeq and is a predicted model, not a curated record. The coding region runs from base 240 to 863 and encodes 207 amino acids. Gene Ontology annotation, cellular component: cytoplasm; membrane. Lineage: Eukaryota; Metazoa; Arthropoda; Insecta; Thysanoptera; Thripidae. Gene Ontology annotation, biological process: mitochondrial ribosome assembly. The transcript is spliced from 5 exons.